AUGCCCCAUGAUGAUGUGACUAGCACAGUAGAAUCUGUACCGCCCUAUAGGAUGCCGCCCGCCCCGGAAGCUGCCUUACCAGGGGCGCCUGCGCCAAUGUUGCCAGCCGCGAUACACACACACUCGGCCAAGUUUCCCAUAGAACGUGAAGUGAUUCUGUCGUCUGGUGAUAAAAACUCGAAGGUGCCAAUACUACAAGAGGCCAGAAAGCGUGGAAGACUUGGCGCUGUCGCACCUGAUACGCCACCUAAGGCUCUAUCUGCGUGGACGCAUGCUGAGAACCAAGCCGGAACAUCGGGUGACUUCAGACAGUAUCACGAUCAGUACGGCUACACCCACCAUCAAGGUCAGAACUUAAAUCGCAGCACACAAAACUACGAUUCGCCCAAACCGCCUAUACCUGCCAAAAACACACCAAACAACUCACACAUGGUCACAGUCGUAGAAACAACUAAAGAUAGCACCAGAGACGCCCCGAAGAGUACAAAAUCUGUCACUAAAACUUACCAUACUCUGAAAGACAUGAUCUCAAGUAAGUUUAAGGGCAAGGAAAAUAAUGAAGCAGAUAAGGAAGAAAGUCUUAAUAAUAAUAAUGAAGAAAGAAGACGUGAACCGGAACCGGUUACGCCGAGGGAAGGUGUAAGAAAGGAAGGAAUAUAUGGAAGACCAAUGCAAAGACCCGAGUUGCAGUAUAACCAUGGAAUGACUAAUAAUAUGGUGUAUUCAAGUCCAUCCCCACAUAGACAAUUAAUGCAACAACAAAUGGUACAACAACAAAUGAUGAACCAGCAAGCGAGAUCCCAAGAGAUGCUAAAUCAACAGGCAAGGUCACAGGAGAUGCUGAAUCAGCAGGGAAGAUCACAGGAGAUGUUGAAUCAGCAGGGAAGAUCACAAGAUAUGAUGAAUCAGCACGGAAGAUCACAAGAGAUGCUUGCUCACCGACCUCAAGCAUUGGGCGCUGAUGCGUUAUACCAACAAUAUGGACCGCCCGGAAGAAGAAGCGCUAUGUAUCAGAGGGAUCUUGAUGUAAGGUCUAUGGCGAAUUUUACUUCUCUUAAAAGUGGACCACAGCCACAGUACGAUAACUCAAAUUCACGGCUUGAUUUAAGAAGUCCUCAACAGCUCGAGCGUGAGAUUGUUCAACAUCGGAGACUUAUCGACGGAAGACGUUCCACUUCACACCCACAUUUACUCGACGAGCCCCAAAGACCUGAACCAAAACCGCAAGUGUACGAUCGUUCAAGAAGAAAUUCACACGAAAACCUUUUAGACGGUACGCCUAAUGAAAACGGUCCACCUAGAAGUAACGACGAAAGAGAAUCCGACGACGGUGGCUUCAGAAUGAAAUUAGCGGCCCAAGGAAGGUCGAGUUUUGAACGCAUUCGUACCAGUGGCCGAUCGGUAGAUUCGAGACAAAUUCCAGAGGAAUACAGAAGAACGCCCGACAGCCUUAGAGAAUCUCGUCGGACACCGGAUUCUAUUAACCAGAGGCAAAAAGAAAGUACACCCAAUCCAGUAGAUGCUGAAAGAAAUGAUGAAAGUGCUAGUCAAAAAUCAGCAGACAGUGUUUACACAUCGAACAAAGGCGAAGGAUACAAUCCGCAGCCUUCAUCAUCCAGGCAAACACCAAGCAGAAUAGAAGACUUAAAAGCACAUGGAAAAAAAGGUACUGGUGGUUCAGCAGCUAGCUCAGAUUAUGAUAAAAAUGGAGGUCAAUCAUCGAAUGUGGACUCCGGUAGAGGCAGCGUGGCGUAUUCAAGUGGUCGACGCGCUGACGCUAGCUUGCACGACACUUCAGCAGACUCAGAUGCCGCUGGGACCAGAGAACUGAGACAGCAGCCGCAGCCGGGUACCAGCCAGCAAAACCCUCAACCCGCUGGCGAAAACGAGUGGGCGGAUCUGGUGGAGUGUGAGUUACGUCAGAUUUUGGAACCUAAAUUGUCAAAUAUGAGGCUCGAUAGCUCGGAUAGUUCGGACAGUUCAAUAACACCACCCCUGCCACCACUGUCACCAUCUUCGGACUUGCAUAAAAGAAAUAGUUUGCCAGGACGCUCAUCAGAAUACCCAGAAGAAAGGAGGCGUCGAGAUGGAAGAGAGUCUCCCCGCUGGCACGGACAUUCUCACUCACAUAAGAAACACUCCUCAAAACGAGACCACCAUUAUAAAAGACACUUAUUCGGCCUAGACACAACAGACAUGACGUCCACAACUACCCGCAGCCUGGAUCUAUCCUCUCUUCUUGACGGUCGAACCGACAGUGACGCGUCGACAGGCGACGCCCGCGCAAUCCGUCGACAACUUCGAGGCUUAGAGAACAUGUACGCUGAGGUGUUGCAACUUCUGGGAGUUAGGAAACCAGCUAGUUUAGCUAAACAGCCUACUUGGGAAGCCAGAUUAUCAUCGAAGCGUCGUUACGGAAGUAUGUCAUCACUGCCUUCGAGUUCCGUAAGCAGCCGGCCGCAAAGAGACAAGAGACGCUCCUCCGACCAUCGAAAGAAGAAUGAUUUGAAGGGCAUAAACAAGCGUUUCCAACGAUUGGAGUCGCAUGUAGUGACGUUGGCUCGCUCAGUCGCCCAUUUGUCUAGUGAAAUGCGGACACAACACCUUGUCAUGCAGGAGAUGGAUAACAUCCGAGCUGAGAUCGCUGCGCUUAGGCAUAUGUACAAAUCGCAACAAUACAUAAGAUCAGGUCACUCUCGGCACCUGGACCCAUUCUCGUUCAGCAACCCCGACCGCGUCAAGAGACUCACCAAGUUCUUCGGAGACGAGCCACCUCUCAUGAGACUGUUCCUCAAGAAACUUGGUUACGAGAAAUAUGCUGCAAUGUUAGAGAAGGAGAAAGUCGGUGCCGCUGAACUACCUUACGUAGGAGAAGACAAGUUGAGAGCUCUGGGCGUUCCUUUAGGGCCUCGAAUGAGAAUCUUGAAGGAAGCUGGUAUUCAUCACGAUUUACACUUCCCAAGAGAUGAUCCAAAUACAACUACUACCACACUUGCUAUAGUUUAA
Pieris macdunnoughi is the source of this 3006-nucleotide messenger RNA. The record is from the annotation of a GenBank genome assembly. Lineage: Eukaryota; Metazoa; Arthropoda; Insecta; Lepidoptera; Pieridae.